Messenger RNA from Microthlaspi erraticum, 348 nucleotides. Lineage: Eukaryota; Viridiplantae; Streptophyta; Magnoliopsida; Brassicales; Brassicaceae. The record is from the annotation of a GenBank genome assembly.
AUGGAUUUCAUCAAGACCAGUUCCCUGCGUGCUCUGAUUGAGUUAACUUUCCAACGCAACUGGAAUGGCCUAAUUUGGAUGAGUAGAAAAGGAGUUAUACCAAAAGAGUGGAGACUGUCCAGACGGCUCUAUCGAGAGAACAGCGCCCAACCGCGCAGUCCGGCUGGCCGAGGAACGCAUGUUCCGCGCUCGGCCAAAACUGUGUCCGUCCGUCUGAAGUCUCGGCCAAAGUCCAAAACCACUCGGCCGAUCACGCAUCACGACCCGGGAAACUCAAGCCCGCGGUCGGCCACGCCACAACCGCCACGCCACGCCGCGCACGACCAAAGCGCGCGAGCCGGGAAGUAA